ACUCACUCAGGGCUCGAUUACAGCCCGUCGCAAGUUUGUGUUAAAAUGGCGGCGGAAACAGGCACACAGGUACAAGAUGCCAACUAAAGCGACGGAACUUGGUUACUUCCCCCGUUCACCUUGUUCACCGGACACCGGGGAGCUGUUCCUCGUCGCUUGCGAGAGCGUUCAACCCCGUUUCGGUUCCGAUGAGGAAACGGCAAAAACUCGACGACUAAAUAGCGAGCGGGUUCCGUUUCAAGUGUUUUUAUUUUUUAUUUGUUCCCCGUCGCCAAAUGACCUCGCGGUUGUGCACACCAAACUGAAGCCGGCGAGGUGAUCGUGGUCGCCGCAUCACCAUGGAGCGCUCCAGCCCGCAGACGGCGGCCGGCCACCUGUAGCUUCGAGCGGCCACUAUGGCGAAUCCGACCCACUGUGACCGGGGCCGGACGGAGAGCUGCGGUGGUGUGUCCGGAGAAGCCAUUGUAGAGAACGGUCGUGGGGCGAGAGACUUGUCUGUCUCCAGCCGUCGCGAUCUCUCCAAUCAACACAUCCCUGAUCCGAGCGCGGUUCACCAAUGUGAAUCUACACCAUGCCCCACCUCGACCUCCAUUUUCCACAGCGCCCCACAGAAGCUCAGUCUCGACCUGGACAGCCACAGUGUGACUUCCCAGGACUCGGGCAUCCCGACCCUGGAGCUCAACCCUCCGGAUUUCACUGCAGGGGACUCUCCCGCUACUUUAACGUUAGAUGAUGACCCCUCCGACUGCAACGGCGUGCCCAAGUCCUCCAGCUUCCCACGCAGCGGCUUCGACUCCACCCGCUUCUUCAGCCCGGGCCUCAAAGUGUCCGGUGUCGCCGCGGGCCGCCGAGCCUUGAACCGCAGCGACGACGUCUCCGUGUGCAGCGUGUCCAGCAUGAGCACGGAGCUCUCGGCGUCCAACGAGGACAUCUUGGAUUUCACCGUCACCUCCGACUCGAGCGCCAUCGUCACCUUGGAGACGGACGACAGCUGCACGGCUCCCUUCUCUGACGUCGCGCUGGCUUCGUUGCCGGGAUGCUCCAAGGACUUUAGGGGUCGAGCGAGCCCCCCUGGAGUCGUGAGACGGGAAGAGGAUAGCAGGCAAAAGAAGCUGGGAUCUUUCACCAGUUUGUUCAACAGGAGCCUCUUUGCCAGGAAAGUGAAAGACAGUCGCUCAGUGGAGCAGCGGGAUGCUGGAUGGAAGCUGUUUGGCAAGGUGCCACCACGCGAGGUGCCCAUCAAGGACCCCAAAAGAAUACAGAAGGAAUAUGAAACAAAGACUGGCAGAGGCGGACCCUGCAAUCCGACGUCUCCCGGGCAGAAUGUGAGGAAAAACCUGGACUUUGAGCCUCUUUCCACCACGGCUCUCAUACUGGAGGACAGACCUGCUAAUCUUCCAGCCAAGCCGGCCGAGGAGGCAGAGAAACACAGGCAACAAUAUGAAGAGAUGGUGGCCCAGGCCAAGAAGAGAGAGCUGAAGGAGGCCCAGAAGAGGAAGAAGCAGCUGGAGGAGCGCUGCAAGCUGGAGGAGAGCAUCGGCUCAGCUGCUCAGACGUGGAACCAGGAGGUCUUGCCCAACUGGAGCGCCAUGUGCACGUCUCGACGGGUGAGGGACCUGUGGUGGCAGGGCAUCCCGCCCAGCGUCAGAGGCAAAGUGUGGAGCCUGGCUGUGGGCAAUGAACUCAACAUCACACAUGAGCUUUACAAUAUCUGCCUGGCGCGGGCGAAAGAAAAGUGGAGGAGCACACCAGCCGGCGCAGCAGAGGCCGAAAGCCAAGAUGCGGACUCGUCCGAUCGGGAGUCGAGCUUGGAGCUGAUCAAGCUGGACAUCUCCAGAACAUUCCCCCAGUUGUGCAUCUUCCAGAAGGGCGGGCCCUAUCACGACGUGCUGCACAGCAUUCUGGGAGCCUACACUUGCUACCGGCCGGACGUCGGCUACGUGCAGGGAAUGUCGUUCAUCGCCGCGGUGCUCAUCCUGAACCUGGACACGGCCGACGCCUUCAUCGCGUUCGCCAACCUGCUCAACAAACCUUGUCAGAUGGCCUUCUUCAGAGUGGACCACAGCCUUAUGUUGACGUACUUUGCUGCAUUCGAGGUGUUCUUUGAAGAAAACCUACCAAAGCUCUUUGCACAUUUCAAGAACAACAACCUGACCCCUGAUAUUUAUUUGAUCGACUGGAUCUUCACCCUGUACAGUAAGUCUGUGCCACUGGACCUGGCGUCGCGCGUGUGGGACGUCUUCUGCCGAGACGGCGAAGAGUUCCUGUUCCGCACGGCGCUGGGCCUGCUGCGCCUCUUCCAGGACGUGCUGACCCGCAUGGACUUCAUCCACAUGGCCCAGUUCCUCACCCGCCUGCCCGACCUCAUCCUCGCCGAGCAGCUCUUCCAGCACAUCGCCGCCGUCCACAUGACCAGCCGCAACAGGAAGUGGGCGCUGGUUCUGCAGACGUUACAGAAAGAUCAAGAGCGAGGAAGUCCGGUGCUGAAGCGCUGACGUCCGGAGGAAAGGAAUGGGGGGGUGGGGGCGCUCAUCAGAAGUCCGGUUUGAGCUAGUGCUCUCACUAGCGAUCAGAACCAGGAUCCAGGACCGUGAGUCAUGGAGCAGGGGUGCCUUAUUUAAUGAACUUCCCAGCAGAAGACCGACAACACACUCCGGGACCCCAUGGGACCACUCAGAUGCCAGUUAUCACGUCCAAUUUGUCACUCACUUCUCGUGAACCGCUGUUUUGUUUUGUUUUGUUUCCCCCCCAAGGUGACUCCCUGAAAGCCUCGUCUGGAGGCGAUUGUUGUGUUCUCUAUGUUACAUGUCGACGUGCUGUCAUCCUCUGGAAUUCAGGUCAGAAGCUGCCUUUCAAUAUUUGUGCGGCGUAUCGUAACGAAUGACUUGGUACGGUGCACUGAAAUCAACAUUUUGGCUCGGCAAUGUUUUAUCCGUGUGAGGUGUUUAUUUAUUCAAAGAGGCUGUCUGCUGUGGAUCCGAUUUGUAUACUUUCUUUUUUUUGUUUUUUGAACUAAACCCUCACUCUGUCUGAGUAGACUUAUUUCUGUGUGUGUUCCAUGUUUUUCUUAUGCACACAUCUGUUAACGAGUGCAAAUUGUCGUUCGUUUGUGCGUCGUCGGCCACCGCUCAAUUUGAUGACAGGUUGUGGGUGAUAAACAGGAAAUGUAUCUUUGCUUUUAUUUUUAUUUUAUUUUUAUGAGGCCUGUGUGGUUUUGCACUCCCUCCCCUAAGCGCAGCAGAACUGCAAUAACACUUUUUUUUUUUUUUUUUAUAUAUUUUUUGUGACAUUUGCCCUUCAGGUGCAUCAUGAGUCAUCCCUCAGGUUCUUUUAAAUUUGGAUUUCUGCCUUUUGAAUGAAUUUGUGUGUGUUCAGUAGCAUUUCCAGAAUGAGACGCAGUCAGAAAAUCAGACCACCAGUGAAAUGAAUGUAAACUCCGAUUGCACUGUUCUGUCUUUUGAGUUGCAGUCUUCUUUCGGUGUUGGUUUUCUUUGCUUUGGACUGGCAGCAGGAGGGAAAUGAACCUCAUUUGACCAAAUAAAGGAGUUGCAAAUA
Phyllopteryx taeniolatus (common seadragon) is the source of this 3555-nucleotide messenger RNA. It is a transcript of the gene tbc1d14, whose product is annotated as TBC1 domain family, member 14. The transcript is spliced from 14 exons. NCBI's taxonomy places the organism in Eukaryota, Metazoa, Chordata, Actinopteri, Syngnathiformes, Syngnathidae. The record is from RefSeq and is a predicted model, not a curated record. Bases 396 to 2495 code for a protein of 699 amino acids.